Messenger RNA from Oreochromis aureus, 2270 nucleotides. RefSeq lists its product as uncharacterized. The coding region runs from base 509 to 1732 and encodes 407 amino acids. Lineage: Eukaryota; Metazoa; Chordata; Actinopteri; Cichliformes; Cichlidae. The transcript is spliced from 2 exons. The record is from RefSeq and is a predicted model, not a curated record.
GCUUUGUGUCAGUAUCAUCAUUCAUCUCUCCUCCCCGUGUCUCCUGUUUCAGGAAAGAAGCAUCAAAAUCUAAUGGCAAGGCUUUUUAAUCGAGGUCCGGCAGUGGGUGAUUUUUUCCAGUCAACAAGCCACACCCCAAACAGUAAAGCUAGAUCCACAUCAACAUCCAGCAGUGUAGAGAGUGACAGUGCAGUGGAAAGCGCCAGUGUGGUAGAAGCAAGGGUUGCCCCUCUACCAUCCACAGAGACAUUUAAUCCACAUCCGACUACCACAAAGACAGCAAGCACUAUAACGUCAUUUGUUACAUCAAAUCCAACUCUAAAAGCAGAAAUGUGCUGGGCAACAAAAGUUGUAACGAGCCACUAUUCCUACAAAUCAUGUGAGAAUGUCGGGGACAUAUUCAGAAGCAUGUUUCCUGACAGUGACAUAGCAAAACAGUUUACAGGUGGGGGGAAAAAAAGUGGCAUACCUCACUGCAUUUGGGAUUGCGCCUCACUUCUCCUCCUUAAUGAAAGCUAAAGCCAAGAAAGUAUCUGCAUAUGUACUUCUAUUUGAUGAAAGUCUGAAUAGGGAAAUGAAGAAAUGCCAGCUUGACAUUCACGUGAGAUUCUGGAAUGAUAACCAAGUAAAAUCGUGGUACCUGACAUCAUUUUUCAUGGGUUAUCACACUGCAGACCAAAUGUAUGAGAAGAUUGAAAAAGUGCGUUCUGAUAUGGGCUUCCAGAAUCUGAUUCAGCUGUCAAUGGAUGGUCCAAAUGUGAAUUGGAAGAUCUUCUCACUAGCCCAGCAUAACAUUGAAGAACAAACAGGCAAAAAAAUGUUAAAUGUUGGAAGUUGUGGUUUGCAUAUCCUACACAAUGCCUUCAGAGCAGGGUGUGCAUCCACAGACUGGGAUGUGGAGGUGGCUGAGCAUGCCCUUCAGAUUUUGCCCUUUCUGAAAAUGUAUAUUAGUGCUGCCAAAACAAAAACUGUAACAGAGCCAAUUACGAAGUCUUUCAAAAUGGCUCAGAUGAUUCUGAAAGAUGAACUCUUCCCAGCAAAGCUCAACUUCUUUAUAAUGGUAGCUAGGGAAAUCACGCCAUUUUUAGUGUUAUACCAGACUGACAAACCCAUGCUGCCAUUUAUGUGCAGUGAUCUCACAAAUAUCCUGAGGAGUUUAACGGAGAAGUUUAUCAACCCCAGUGUUAUGAAGAAUGCAGCUACCCCGGUAAAGCUUCUUCAAGUUGACUAUGCUAAUCCGGUCAACCACAUGGAUGUCACCAAACUGAGAUUUAGAUUUGUCACAAAGCGAGCCCUAGAAGAACACAUAAAGAACAACCCAGGAGCUGAGAAGCUGAGGUUUGAGUUCAGGCAGAACUGUAAGGUGUUUUUGUUGAAGAUGGUCACCAAGCUCUUUGAACGAGCACCCCUUAAAUAUCCUCUUGUAAGAAGCCUGUCGGUUUGGGAUCCAAGGGUGUUCCACAAGAGCAAAGAGUUAAGUGUCCGAAAACUCACCACAAUUCUACGAAUCCUUGUGGAAGCUGGCCGCAUUGAAGAAAAAUGUGAUAAAAUUCUGAGGGAGUUUGGCCAUUUUUAUGACCACAGCAUGAUUUCGACAUCAGAUUCUUUCAGGAACUUCAACCCACGAAGUGGAAGGUUGGAUGAAUUUUACGAUGAACAGACCAGACUUUCACCACCUGUGGAAGGUAGUAAAACUUGUCUUGGUUCUCUCACAUGGUCAAGCCUCUAUUGAGAGAGGUUUUUCCGUUAACAAGGAGUUGAUGGUUGAGAACCUUAAAAAGCAUUUACUGAUUGCUCAGCGGGUCAUUAUUGACCAUGUAAACCAUGUUGGAGGUUUGCACAAUGUAGCCUACACAAAGGAGCUACUGCUCUCUGCAGCUGCAGCCAGGCAGAAGUAUCACAUGUAUCUUGAGGACCAAAGAUGUCUAAAGCAACAUAAACAGAAAGCACAAAAGAGGAAUGGACUCAUGGAGGAGAUAACAGAGAUAAAAGCCAAAAAGAAAAGAAUGGAGGAGGAUAUGCAGGUUCUCCUAAAGUCUGCUGAUCUGAAUGCAGAAAAAGCUGCAUUCAGAUCAGCAGUGGGGUUAUCCACUACAUAUAUGCUUAUAAUGCAGUUUCCCCCCCUACCUGAGUUCCACAAUGUACUUUUGCACUAUUUUGAAUUGUUUUUGCAUUAACUCUUUGUAUGAUUUCCACAAUACUUUAAUACAAGUCCUACCUGAAAGACAAAUUCUAUUAUUUCUCAUUUUUACUGUGAAGUUGUUUGUCAA